Amoebophrya sp. A25 is the source of this 604-nucleotide messenger RNA. NCBI's taxonomy places the organism in Eukaryota, Dinophyceae, Syndiniales, Amoebophryaceae. The record is from the annotation of a GenBank genome assembly.
CGACACCUUACGCUGAAAGGAUCAGCUCCUAAAAAAUUCCUACGUGUCACGUCUGCUAAUACGUACAUCUUCCUGUCGCCUACGUUUUCGUUCAGGAAAACGGCAAAGACAAUGACAAACUACAUUCUUCUAGCAGAUCCAGUUAUACAUAGUGUCAACAUCACAAUGUUGUUACUCCACGCCGCGACUUCCGUCGCUUUGUUUUCGGGCACGACAUUGCCAAACUGUGGCAUUGUAGGCGUUUCUGCAGCAGCACUUAAGGUUGGUGGUGUUUCAUAAUGCUAGAUAAUGCGAACUACAACUACUUAUCCUGCUUCCACUGACUGAUGAGUGGAAAUAUUCCCUCAAUAGGGGUGAGCUGCUGCUCAAGACAUCAGUUGAAAAUUACUUAGCGUAAUCAAGCGAAUUAUGAUGUAGGACUAGGUGUACGUGUAGGACUUCUGCACAACCUCUAUCUAAGAAAGGGGGCAGCAGCAACGGCAGGGCUCUACUUGGGACCCCAUACAAGUCCGAUCCGCGAAGUGAAACUGCAACUGGAGCUGUUGUUGGAAAUGCUGGUAACAGAGGAAAUCACUCACGAAGGAGCAGAGGAAGUACUAGUUCG